AUGGAUUCCCUCACCAAUGCCUUUGCCUCCUCGGACCCAAAAACCGCCAUUAUGAACCAAAUUCGUCAAGAAGCUGCCAUGAACAAUGCUAGACAAUUAAUCGAAAAAGUGAACGAACACUGCUUCGAGAAAUGCGUCCCUAAACCCGGUAGCUCACUCAGCAGCGGCGAGACAACUUGUUUCACACAGUGUAUGGAGAAAUACAUGUCAGCGUGGAGUACUGUUUCUAAACAAUAUAUUGCGAGGUUGCAGAAAGAGUCGACGAGCGGGGGUGCUGCUGGGGGGAUGUUCUAG
Sclerotinia borealis F-4128 is the source of this 294-nucleotide messenger RNA. Lineage: Eukaryota; Fungi; Ascomycota; Leotiomycetes; Helotiales; Sclerotiniaceae. The record is from the annotation of a GenBank genome assembly.